AUGCCGCAGAAAGCCCUGACGGAGCUCCAGCUGGAUCUGCGCGGCUUCCCCGGUGGUUUGAGAGCGAGGCGGCGGGCUGGGGGAUGGAGGCAGGGUCCGGGCUGUGAGCUGCUGCGGGGGCGGUGUGGGGGUCGCUGCGCCCCGGGCCUGCUUUGUUCUCCGGGGCUCGUUGUUCCAGCCGACACCGGGGCUCCGGUUCCGGGGGGUUCCGCCGGAUCGGUGAGGCUCCUUUUGUCCGCUCCUCCCCCACCUCUCCUCCUCCUCAUCCCUCCGCCAUGGCUCCGGUCCUCCGGUUCUGCCUGCCUGCUGCUCCUGCUGGUCCUGCCCGCCGUCCGGGGCUCCUUCCCGCAGCGGGGGGACUGCGGCCCCGGGAAGACCUCCGACUGUCCAGACCUGUCAGAGAAGAAGAGCGACCUGAGAGUGUGUGACGCCGGAACGUGUCGAUUUGGAGGAAACUGUAGAGAGAACGGAGCCGACAUCAAGUGUGUGUGUCAGUUCCACUGCCAUAAGAAGUACGUUCCUGUGUGCGGCUCCAACGGAGACACGUAUCAGAACGAGUGUUUCCUGAGGAGGGCGGCCUGCAAGAAGCAGAGAGCCAUCACCAUCGUAUCCGAGGGACCCUGUUACCACGACGGCGGCUCAGGAUCUGGAGAUGGAGAUGACGAAGGCUCCGGUCGUGGAAAAAAGACCUCGAAAUGUGGAAACUGCAAGUUUGGAGCCGAGUGUGACGAAGACUCUGAGGACGUUCUAUAAGAGCAGGAAGGACGACGGCAUGAAAAGCAAACCAGACAUCUACGGUGAGAUCUCUACCUGCAGGUUCCCGCCCACCUUCUCCAGCAGCCAAUCAUAACGCUCCGUGUCCCUCCUCUGUCUUUCCA
Messenger RNA from Acanthochromis polyacanthus (spiny chromis), 878 nucleotides. RefSeq names its product tomoregulin-1-like. Lineage: Eukaryota; Metazoa; Chordata; Actinopteri; Pomacentridae. The record is from RefSeq and is a predicted model, not a curated record. Gene Ontology annotation, molecular function: protein binding.